Molecule: messenger RNA, 929 nt
Organism: Xyrauchen texanus (razorback sucker)
Lineage: Eukaryota; Metazoa; Chordata; Actinopteri; Cypriniformes; Catostomidae
Exons: 4
Coding region: 321-704 (127 amino acids)
Molecular function (GO): cysteine-type endopeptidase inhibitor activity
Source: RefSeq, a predicted model, not a curated record
CUGAAAGACGAUGGAAACACGUCAUUGAUUUUGUUGUAAAGGCUGUUGUCAAUUAAUGUAUUCUCGGUCAUCUUCAGCUAUGGAAAAGCUUGUAUUCAUCUCUACAUGUUCUAGUGCACACAGAAUCACACUUGAUGUGCUGAAGAUGAGUCCGCAAGCUUCAUUCAGGUGUGAGAGUCUCUGUAUCAGCAAGAUGCUCCAACAGUGUGACGGCUGAAAUUGGACACAGAUGCUGGAGCGGAUCAAUUGAACACAAGCUAUUUAAACAGUCAGAUCUCAAAGCAAGAGUAUCCACAGCACGAGAUUCACUCAGUGCCAAGAUGUUUUGCAUUCUGACCAUCUUUGCCACCAUUUUCACAGCUUAUGUUGUGACAGGGGACAACCUGACUCAAAACUACAACCCAAAUGUCCUUAAUGUGGCAAACUAUGCCAUGGACUUCCAUAAUCGCAUGAGCAACUACCCAUAUGCCUUUAAAGUAGUGGAUAUCUUAUCAGACACAGCGCAACUGUACCCUCCGGCUCGAGUUAAGUACAUCUUAAAGAUACAAGCUGCCCAGACGAUCUGCAAGAACCAAGCGAAUGUGAAUAUUACAGAAUGUCCUUUACAGACUAAUGCAGAGAGCAUGAUCUGUUCCUUCGUUGUGUUUGCGGUGCCAGGAAAUGACAUUAUCCCCAAACGCCUGCUUUCAGAUCAUUGUUCCUGAUUGGAUUAGAGAACUAUGAUACUAGUGUAGUGUGUAAUAAAGUGUUUUCUGAUAUUAAAAAAAUCAUAUCAAGUUUGUUUCACAAGCAUUAGUAAACUAUACUUCUCCAGUCACUAACACAAUAGCCUGCAUGUCUAAAUUAUCAUGUAACAUGUUGUGAAUCCUUGAAGUGCCAUGUGGUGUUGCAAUAUUACAAAUAAAUAAAAAUGCAUGGUUUUAUAUAAA